AGAGUGUAAGAAGAAGUCAGUUUCUGCACAAGUAAAUGUCCAAACAUUCAUUGAUAAUGUCACACUAUCUUAAAAGAAAUUUAAACUCAGUACGCUAGACUGGCCCAUUACUCAGUACGCUAGACUAGUCGCUGUCCGAUGGCGUGGUGCUGAAAAUGCAGCAUUAUUGCAUGGACGCAGGUUUGUGACGUAAGCACAAAUUAUCAAGUGUUCUGUUAGGUAUACGUAGUGGUCACACCGCGUCGCUGUUCGUCAGUAAAUGCCACAUAACACUUUUCCUUUCAAAGGGAAUUGCACACAGAAAUAUCUGACUCUGUUGUGAGACCAGCUCUCCUGGUUUUCAUUGCAAGCAACCCGGCGUCUUCUUUAACGCAUUUGUGUGACAAAAAGAUCAGUGGAAACUCACACAGCUGUUUUUUCACCAAGGGGUUAAAUUCAUGCUUCAUCAUGGAACUGGAAAGGAUGUAUGUACCGUUCUUCUUUGUAUUUUGCACGACGUGGAGGAUGGCUUUGUCUGUGAAUCGCUACUCUAUACCCGAGGAAAUGGAAAGGGGAUCCGUGGUCGCCAAUCUGGCAGCUGAUUUAGGACUGGAUUUGAGCGGUCUGGCACAACGUGAGGUAACGCUUGACUUUCUACACAGUAAGAAAUACUUAGAGGUAAAUAAAAGAACAGGAGAACUUUAUAUCAACGAAAAGAUAGACCGAGAAAACCUUUGUCAGAUGAAAACAACAUGCUAUAUAAAGUUGGACGUAAUUAUUAAAAGCCCACUGCGCAUAUUCAAUAUAGAAUUAGAAAUUACAGAUAUUAAUGACAACGCGCCUCAUUUUAGAAUGGACAGAGUGGAGCUAGACGUUUCAGAAUCAGCAACACCAGGGGAGAGAUUCUCCUUACCAAACGCAAUAGACCCGGAUGUUGGCUCAAAUACUGUUAAAACAUACCGACUCAGUGAGAGCGAACAUUUCACUAUUGAUAUCCACGCUGGCAGUGAUGGUACCAAGUAUGUUGAUCUAGUUCUUAAAAAUGAAUUAGACCGCGAACAUCAGGCUGUCCAUAGCUUAAUUCUUACUGCUGUUGAUGGCGGAGUCCCGGCUCGAUCGGGCAAUGCCAAUAUCAUUGUUCAUGUUCUGGAUACGAAUGACAACGCCCCUCAGUUUGAUCGGCAAGCUUAUACCGUAAAUAUGAGCGAGAAUUCUCCACUAGGAACUCUGGUUACUAAACUGAACGCAACUGACGUAGAUGAGGGCGCAAACGCAGAGGCGACCUACUACUUUACGCUUUACACCUCUGAGAAAACUCAGGAGAUGUUCGCUCUUAAUCCGGGUACAGGGGAAAUAACUGUGAAAGGCACAAUCGAUUUCGAGGAUAUGAAAAUGUACGACAUGCACAUUGAGGCCAAAGACAAUGGCCCUGCCCCUCUUACUGGACAGUGCAGAGUGACAGUACAUGUAACCGACAUGAACGACAACUAUCCAGAAAUAACCGUAAAAUCUCUGAAGGACACGUUAAAAGAAGACGUUCCCGUUGGUACAGUUAUAGCAUUAGUGGGUAUAAGUGACCGAGACACUGGCGACAAUGGUAAAGUUAAUCUUACGAUAAACAAACAAAUGCCCUUUCUUUUAAACAAGACAUCCGAGUCGCAUUAUGAACUGAUAGUCUCACAACCAUUAGACCGUGAAAAGAUAGCAGAAUAUGAAAUAACCCUCGUGGUGACUGAUAGCGGGACACCACCUCUGACUGAUAACGAAACCAUAACUGUCCACUUACUGGACAUCAAUGACAAUGCGCCUCAGUUUCCACAGUCCUUCUAUACUAUACCUGUUAUGGAAAAUAACGCACCCGGAGCCCUGUUAAGCUCACUGACAGCUUUGGAUCCUGAUCUACAUGAAAACCAAUAUCUUGUUUAUUUUAUCAUUGAAAAGGAAAUCGUAAAUAUAUCAAUGUCAAUGUUAUUCUCCAUCAAUCCUGAGAACGGCAACCUUUACGCACUAAAGACGUUUGACUAUGAAAUAGAAAAGGAGUUUCUUUUUCACAUUGAGGCCAGAGAUUCCGGAGUUCCUCCACUGUGCAGUAACGUGACAGUUCAUAUCAUUAUAAUGGACCAAAACGACAACACUCCCAUCAUUGUCUCCCCUUGGCGUGCGCACGGCUCUGUGGUGGAGGAAAAAAUUCCGAGAUCCACGGAUAAAGGAUCUCUAGUGGCCAAAGUUAUUGCCAUAGACACAGACUCUGUUCACAAUUCUCGGAUAGCAUAUCAGUUCCUAGUGAACACUGAUGCCACCUUAUUUAGUUUGGACCAAUAUAACGGAGAGAUUCGGACUAUGAGAAUGUUCAGCUACAGAGAUGCGCGUCAUCAGACUUUAGUAGUCAUCGCAAAGGAUAAUGGAGAUCCCGCUCUGUCUGCCACAGUCACAAUCAAAUUAUCCACGGUGGAGACUGCUUUGAAAUCGCACUCUGACACGACUGAAGUUCCACUGGAAUAUGACAUAUUUUCGGACCUAAACCUUUACCUCGUUAUCGGACUGGGUUCUGUGUCUUUUCUGUUACUGAUCACCAUUUUGGUCACCAUCGUCCUGAAGUGCCAGAAACCGAAUCCCAGUAAAGCAGCGCCUCCUUCUAGGAACAGUGUGAUCAGUUCAGAGAGGAACUCUACCUUCGCGGAUUCUACACUGGUCUCAAACGAUGCCUACUGGUACAGUAUGUUUUUGGCGGAGACACGGAAAGGGAAGCUGGUAGUAAGACAGCCGGCGCCAAAGGGGGCGAGGUACGUCGUGUCCAGCUUACCAAGAGGCACUGGGCUCACCGAUACAAGCGAUUCGGCUGCUUCUACUCUUCAGGUAAGAGAAAGUCUAGACAUUGCAUAUUAACCUGACACAAUUACCUCUUUACAGAAAGACCAAAUGUAUGGCCUUUUGGUGAACAAAGCUCUUACUGCCUCGGCGAGUUAAGUGUUGGUGGAUGUUU
Molecule: messenger RNA, 2962 nt
Organism: Clupea harengus (Atlantic herring)
Lineage: Eukaryota; Metazoa; Chordata; Actinopteri; Clupeiformes; Clupeidae
Gene: pcdh2a1
Product: protocadherin 2 alpha 1
Biological process (GO): homophilic cell-cell adhesion
Cellular component (GO): plasma membrane
Molecular function (GO): calcium ion binding
Source: RefSeq, a predicted model, not a curated record